Molecule: messenger RNA, 4070 nt
Organism: Carassius carassius (crucian carp)
Lineage: Eukaryota; Metazoa; Chordata; Actinopteri; Cypriniformes; Cyprinidae
Exons: 10
Coding region: 146-4030 (1294 amino acids)
Biological process (GO): protein dephosphorylation; negative regulation of MAPK cascade
Cellular component (GO): cytoplasm
Molecular function (GO): protein tyrosine/serine/threonine phosphatase activity; MAP kinase phosphatase activity
Source: RefSeq, a predicted model, not a curated record
AAGUCUGCGAAAACUAACCUAGCAACACUUUUACAAACGCCUGUCCAUAUAGAUCGAGAUAUAUUUAAUCUGUACAGACAGUGUGUAUCAGAUAGCGUUACAGUUCAAACUGACAUUACCAGAUACGGAUUACUUAUCUGUCAGUAUGAGAACCACAGACACAAUGUCCACAGACAUGAGAGAGGUGCUCCUGGAGGUGUACGUCAAUAACGCCUUCUACUUCGGUGACAGCUACUGGGCAUCAGAUGAUAAAGAUGUGCAGCUGGAGUUUGAGAUCACCGAUGACAUCUACGACCUUAUCAGCAGUGCAUCUCGAGAGUUAGAUGUGCAGCUGGAGGUUGUGACAGUGGAUCAUGUCUCAGGCAGAUACUGCAGUCCAGGAGAGAUGCGUGUGCAGCUGGAGGUUAAUGCUAGUGACAACAUCUCAGUCUGUGAAGUGAAAGAUUUGCAGCUGGAGAUGAACAGGAACGACAGCAUCUCAGAGCUGAAGAGUCCUACGCUGGUCUCUGAAGAUCUGAGCGACCCAGCAGGACCUUCAGUGGAAGAGGCCAAUGAUCAGGGUGUCCUGGAUGCUGAGAACAGUCCAACAGGACUCACUGUUGGGGAGAUAACGAAGAAAAUGGGGGCAAUCUUCCAGCAAAUUUGGGCAGUUUUCCAGACAAAAAUGCCAGAAACUGUUGGGCAACCUGAAGUGGAUCUUCUCGAUCCAAAGGAAUCAUUUGUUCAAGAUCUAAGUGCUCCCAAGCCAGAACCUGAAUUGGAUCUGUUAGAUACAGAGCAAUCGUGUAUCCCUGAACCUGAAGUGGAUCUUGUUGUUCCUUCUGAACCUAAACUGCAUCUGGUUGAUUCAGAGGAAUCAUGUGCCAGCCCAAAAGAAACUACCAAAGCCAUGAAGAAUAAGAAGGUUCGUGGCUUCGUUGUAACCAAGAGAGUAGAAUAUGCUACAGUGAAGAAUAUGAAAAAAACCUUCCUCCAGAACGACAGAUCGAACUCAGCAUGGCCUGAGAUGGAUCUGAAUGUUCGUGAACCAAAACCUAUUGAGGAUUUGGUUGCUCCUCCUAAAUGGGAUCUGGUUGAUGCAGUGGAACUGUACACUUCAAGUCCUAGCGUUCCUGAGCCGGACUCUGAGGAGGAUCUGGAUGAUCCUCUUGAACGUGAAUGGGAUAAGGACUCGAUGGAAUUAUAUGCCCCGGGUUCAAGUGUCCCUGAGCCAGACCCUGAAGAGGAUCUGGUUGAUUCAGUGGAAUUGUACCUCCCAGGUCCAAGCGUUCUCAAGCCACGACCUGAAUGGGAUCUGGCUACUCCAGUGGAUUUGAGUGCACCAAGUCCAAGCGUUCUUGAGCCAGAGUCUACAGUGUUAUCUGAACUUGCAAGUUUGGAAAACUACGUCCCUUUAACCAUGCUCCAACUAGAGGAUCGUUUGAAGCAGUGUACACUGCUCAAACAAAGACAUGUCACCACUGUCUGGCCCAGGGUCUUCAUCGGAGACGAAGAGACCGCAACAGACCGAGAUAUGCUGCAGGAGAUGUGCAUCACUCACAUUCUGAACGCUGCAGCGCCCAAAAAGGACUUGAACUACUUCUUGGGAACAUCUUAUGUUGAAGAUCUAGAAGGAACAGUCAAUACAGGGUCCAGAUAUUACAGAGGCUUGCACAUCAAUUAUUACAGCUUGCCUACAAUGGACAGACACUGUUCUGACAUCAGCAAGUGCUUCAUGCCAGCUGCAAAAUUCAUUGACAAGGCCGUGAAUAAGCCAGGGAGUAAGGUGUUGAUUUGCUGCAAGCAGGGUGUUGACCACUCUGCGACUCUGUUUCUGGCAUAUCUGAUGAUCUGCCAUGACAUGAUGGUGGAGGAUGCCAUUGAUCACGUCAUAAAGUCGAGACGCAUCCAGCCCUCCAGAGACUUCCUGAAGAAGCUGAUGCUCCUCAAUGCUGACCUUGUGAACAAGCGAAAACUAAAGCUAGAGGACAUAAAAAAAGGCAAAAAGAGGAGAAAAUGGCAGCUAAAAAAAAGUGUAGAAAUAAUCGAGAUAUAUUUAAUCUGUACAGACAGUGUGUAUCAGAUAGCGUUACAGUUCAAACUGACAUUACCAGAUACGGAUUACUUAUCUGUCAGUAUGAGAACCACAGACACAAUGUCCACAGACAUGAGAGAGGUGCUCCUGGAGGUGUACGUCAAUAACGCCUUCUACUUCGGUGACAGCUACUGGGCAUCAGAUGAUAAAGAUGUGCAGCUGGAGUUUGAGAUCACCGAUGACAUCUACGACCUUAUCAGCAGUGCAUCUCGAGAGUUAGAUGUGCAGCUGGAGGUUGUGACAGUGGAUCAUGUCUCAGGCAGAUACUGCAGUCCAGGAGAGAUGCGUGUGCAGCUGGAGGUUAAUGCUAGUGACAACAUCUCAGUCUGUGAAGUGAAAGAUUUGCAGCUGGAGAUGAACAGGAACGACAGCAUCUCAGAGCUGAAGAGUCCUACGCUGGUCUCUGAAGAUCUGAGCGACCCAGCAGGACCUUCAGUGGAAGAGGCCAAUGAUCAGGGUGUCCUGGAUGCUGAGAACAGUCCAACAGGACUCACUGUUGGGGAGAUAACGAAGAAAAUGGGGGCAAUCUUCCAGCAAAUUUGGGCAGUUUUCCAGACAAAAAUGCCAGAAACUGUUGGGCAACCUGAAGUGGAUCUUCUCGAUCCAAAGGAAUUAUUUGUUCAAGAUCUAAGUGCUCCCAAGCCAGAACCUGAAUUGGAUCUGUUAGAUACAGAGCAAUCGUGUAUCCCUGAACCUGAAGUGGAUCUUGUUGUUCCUUCUGAACCUAAACUGCAUCUGGUUGAUUCAGAGGAAUCAUGUGCCAGCCCAAAAGAAACUACCAAAGCCAUGAAGAAUAAGAAGGUUCGUGGCUUCGUUGUAACCAAGAGAGUAGAAUAUGCUACAGUGAAGAAUAUGAAAAAAACCUUCCUCCAGAACGACAGAUCGAACUCAGCAUGGCCUGAGAUGGAUCUGAAUGUUCGUGAACCAAAACCUAUUGAGGAUUUGGUUGCUCCUCCUAAAUGGGAUCUGGUUGAUGCAGUGGAACUGUACACUUCAAGUCCUAGCGUUCCUGAGCCGGACUCUGAGGAGGAUCUGGAUGAUCCUCUUGAACGUGAAUGGGAUAAGGACUCGAUGGAAUUAUAUGCCCCGGGUUCAAGUGUCCCUGAGCCAGACCCUGAAGAGGAUCUGGUUGAUUCAGUGGAAAUGUACCUCCCAGGUCCAAGCGUUCUCAAGCCACGACCUGAAUGGGAUCUGGCUACUCCAGUGGAUUUAAGUGCACCAAGUCCAAGCGUUCUUGAGCCAGAGUCUACAGUGUUAUCUGAACUUGCAAGUUUGGAAAACUACGUCCCUUUAACCAUGCUCCAACUAGAGGAUCGUUUGAAGCAGUGUACACUGCUCAAACAAAGACAUGUCACCAAUGUCUGGCCCAGGGUCUUCAUCGGAGACGAAGAGACCGCAACAGACCGAGAUAUGCUGCAGGAGAUGUGCAUCACUCACAUUCUGAACGCUGCAGCGCCCAAAAAGGACUUGAACUACUUCUUGGGAACAUCUUAUGUUGAAGAUCUAGAAGGAACAGUCAAUACAGGGUCCAGAUAUUACAGAGGCUUGCACAUCAAUUAUUACAGCUUGCCUACAAUGGACAGACACUGUUCUGACAUCAGCAAGUGCUUCAUGCCAGCUGCAAAAUUCAUUGACAAGGCCGUGAAUAAGCCAGGGAGUAAGGUGUUGAUUUGCUGCAAGCAGGGUGUUGACCACUCUGCGACUCUGUUUCUGGCAUAUCUGAUGAUCUGCCAUGACAUGAUGGUGGAGGAUGCCAUUGAUCACGUCAUAAAGUCGAGACGCAUCCAGCCCUCCAGAGACUUCCUGAAGAAGCUGAUGCUCCUCAAUGCUGACCUUGUGAACAAGCGAAAACUAAAGCUAGAGGACAUAAAAAAAGGCAAAAAGAGGAGAAAAUGGCAGCUAAAAAAAAAGUGUAGAAAUAUACUAAAAGAUAUAAAAGAAAAUGUGCACAUAUAGAUAUGUGAAUAAAAUUAAUGGAUAAUGUCCUGAUAAUGAA